AUAAAUACAUUGCUUACUUUAAAGCAAUAUUGACCCUUUGUAAGCUAGCUAUUUCUUGCACUGCAACAAAAAAAAACUAUCGGUUUUGUGGCGCCCACCUAUGUUCCUGUGUUCAACUAGUAAUGCCUGGUGAGCUGUGGCUGGUCUGGCCAGCUGGCUAAUGUUUUGGAGAACAUAGCUAAUAGCUAGCCUAGCUACACUGCUAGCUUGUUAACCACAGUUGGUCAACACAAUAUUACAAACAUCGGAGAAAAUAUACCAUAAUUAUACGAGAUAGUUUCAGUUGCUAGUAAAAGUCGAAUAUAUGUAACUUGCUAAGUCGACAAGAACAUUCCAACCGUAGCAGUGGGAAAAGACCCUUUGGUGACUGAGACCAACAAACACCAGUGUGAAGGAGAGGAAUGAAGGCCUGAUCUUUGAGAUGACUGUCUACCCAAAGAAUUCGGUGCGGAUCUUAUCUGCCCGGGAGCGUGGGGCCCGUGGCCUUGGUUCCCAGCGCCUCCUGCAACAGCUUGUUGAGGAGAAGACCCGGCGGAUGAAAUGGCAGAGUCAGAAAGUGGAGUUGCCGGACAGCCCUCGUUCUACCUUCCUGUUGGCUUUUAGCCCGGACAGGACCUUAAUUGCCUCCACUCAUGUCAACCACAACAUUUAUAUCACCGAGAUUAAGACAGGAAAGUGUGUUCACUCUCUGGUGGGCCAUCGCCGCACUCCUUGGUGUCUGACCUUUCACCCUACCAUCCCUGGUUUGGUGGCUUCGGGAUGUCUGGAUGGAGAGGUUCGCAUCUGGGACCUGCAUGGUGGCAGUGAGAGCUGGUUCACUGAGAGCAAUGUGGCCAUUGCCUCCCUGGCCUUUCACCCUACUGCCCAGCUCCUUCUCAUAGCAACAAACAAUGAGGUUCACUUCUGGGACUGGAGUAGGAGGGAGCCAUUUGCCCUGGUCAAGACUGCCAGCGAGACAGAGAGAGUCAGACUGGUGAGGUUUGACCCACUGGGUCAUUACCUGUUGACCGCUAUAGUGAAUCCCUCUAACCAACAGCAGAGUGAUGAUGACUCGGAGGUCCCCAUGGAUAGCGUGGAGAUGCCCCACUUUCGCCAUCGAUCCUUCCUACAGUCCCAACCGGUCCGCCGUACACCCAUUCUCCACAACUUCCUGCACAUCCUGUCAUCGAGGAACUCCGGCUCACAGUCUGAGGAACAGCAUCCUCCUGCACCCGCUGCCAAUAGUGCUGUUGACUCUCCUAGUCUUCCCUCUGGACAUUAUUCUGCCCUGCGGAAUCGCUCCCGACCCCCCUACCAGGGUUGUGUGCAACACCUUGGUAUGGUUUGCUUCUGCAGUCGGUGCUCUGCCACCCGAGCCCCUUCACCAUCUGGAGAGGACCCCUCUGACCCUGAGAGCCUGGAGGCCCAGUCUCAUGCCUCCACCUUCUCCUCUGCUCGCACUGAGCCCCGGCAGCCCUCUGAGCCUCGCUCCUCACACCGUCCCUCUGCCUUCAGCAGUGUGUACGGCAGUGCUAGAGGACACUCUUUACGCACUCCAUCUUCAGGCCCUGGCCAGCGCAGCAUCCCAGGCCUUAUAACCAACCAGGGCCACCAGCAGCCAGGCCUGGAGUGCUCUGGGCGACUGGCAGGAGCAGACUGGAUGGGCAGCAUGCUCAACAUGCGGCCUGAGCGUAGUGGGGGUGUUGGGGUAUCUCCACCCAGGACUAGUGCAUCCUCUGUCAACCUGCUGUCUGUGCUGAGGCAGCAGGACGGCUCCUUUCAGUCGCCUGUCUACACCUCUACCACAGAGGGAGGAAGCUUGCCCCCAGCAGUAGUGAGCCCUCACACCAGUGGAAACAGCUCUGUAGAUGGACCCAGCACUAGUAGUGGACACCACUCUCUUGGGGAGGGAGGGAGCAACAGCCCCACCUCGAUCCGUAACGUGCUGCAGUGCAACUUGAAUCGCUACUUCAUGGAGUAUGAUCGCAUGCAGGAAAUGGAGCAGUCAGGUGGUGCUGGUGGAGAGAGCAGCCAAGAGCAACAGACACGGGAGAUGCUCAAUAAUAACAUAGAGUGUGAGCGGCCUGUCACCCCCCAUUAUCAGCCCCCCAACAGCAGUGAUGGUGGUUCUGGUCCCUCCCGCGGCCAUAUGAACCGCUGCAGGGUCUGCCACAACCUGUUCACGUUUAACCAAGGGACACAGCGCUGGGAACGCACUGGCCAGACCCCAUCACAAGAGGAGGGGAGCACCUCAUGGCAGCCCCCAAGCCCCAACCCUGCCUUUCACACAAUGAGGCCGACGGUGCUACAUGUUCCCCAGUCCUCUGACAGGAGACAGUUAUUACAGCCACAGCCCAGUGCUGAUGAACCUGGAGGGGACACAGCCUUCACUCACCGGGGAUCCCCUAGCUCACAGAGAGAACAGGCGGUGGGGUUGGUAUAUAACCAGGAGACAGGCCAGUGGGAGAGAGUUUACCGACCGUCUGUCAGUCCAAGUCCAGCGGUGAAUGUACCACAAGAGGCCUUAAACCAAGAAAUGCCUGACGAAAACCACGAUGACGAUUACCUGAGAAGGAGGCUUUUGGAGUCCUCUCUUAUGUCGCAGUCUCGAUAUGACAUAUCUGGCUCCCGGGACCAUCCUAUUUAUCCAGAUCCUGCCAGGUUGUCCCCUGCGGCAUAUUAUGCCCAGCGGAUGAUUCAGUACUUAUCUCGGCGGGACAGCAUUCGCCAACGAUCACUGCGCUACCAGAGCCGACUGCGGCCUCUCUCAUCCACCUCGGAUAGCCCAGGAAGCAACCCCUCCCCCUCCAUUGAGAACAACGAGGUGGACUUUGAGGAAUUUGAGGAUAACGGGGAUCGUGCCAGACACAGAGCUCCACGCAACGCUCGUAUGUCUGCCCCCUCGCUUGGCAGAUUUGUUCCCCGGAGGUUCCUACUGCCUGAGUACCUGCCAUAUGCUGGAAUCUUCCACCACGAGAGGGGCCAGCCUGGCCUGGCCACCCAUUCCUCCGUCAACAGGGUCCUAGCAGGUGCGGUUAUCGGUGACGGUCAGUCAGCUGUGGCCAGUAACAUCGCCAACACCACCUACCGCCUCCAGUGGUGGGACUUCACCAAGUUUGAUCUACCUGAAAUCAGCAACUCCUCUGUCAACGUGCUGGUGCAGAACUGCAAGAUCUACAAUGACGCCAGCUGUGACAUCUCUGCAGACGGGCAGCUUCUGGCUGUGUUCAUACCCAGCAGCCAGCGGGGCUUCCCAGAUGAGGGCAUCCUGGCUAUCUACUCUCUGGCGCCUCACAACCUGGGAGAGAUGCUCUACUCCAAGAGAUUCGGUCCUAAUGCCAUCUCUGUCAGCCUGUCCCCGAUGGGCCACUACGUGAUGGUGGGCUUGGCCUCCCGCAGGAUCCUGCUCCAUCACACUACAGACCACAUGGUAGCGCAAGUGUUACGCCUGCAGCAGCCCCAUGGUGGAGAGACUUCCAUGAGGAGAAUGUUUGAUGUGGUGUACCCCAUGGCUUCUGAUCAGCGGAGACACGUCAGCAUCAACUCGGCCCGCUGGCUCCCAGAACCUGGCUUGGGGCUUGCAUACGGUACCAACAAGGGAGACCUAGUCAUCUGCAGACCUGUAGAUGCCCAGUCAGACGGAGACGGCCCCGCUGAGCACAGUGAGCCCAUAUUUGCUGUCAACAACAAUCGAGGCGGUGGUACCGGUGGGAGCCGCGAUGGAGAGCGACCAGGGAGCAGCAGGGCCCCCUUGAGGUCUGAAAGGGACAUGAGACUUAUGAACGCCAUCGGUCUCCAGCCCCGUCACCCUACCCCCGUUGUGACCUCACAAGGCACACAGACACCCGUCCUACGUCUUCAGAAUGCCGAAACACAGACUGACCAAGAGCCACAGGUUCCCAGCACCUCCCGGGCCUCCCAAGCAACAAACAUCGGUGGACACAUAAGGGACCUUCAUCCAGGCAGCAGCACAGAAAUGGUGCCUGAGACACCCCCGCACACACUGCAGGAGGAUGGCGAGUCAGCCGAGGCCUUCACAGAGGCCAGCACCACCUUGGCUAACCCAGGGGAAUCUCAAGAGCAGGGCAGUGGGGAGGAUGCCGUUUCUCGGCUUCGAAGGCUGAUUGCCGAGGGUGGUAUGACGGCCGUGGUCCAGAGGGAGCAGAGCACCACCAUGGCCUCCAUGGGUAGCUUCGGUAACAACAUCAUCGUUAGCCACCGCAUCCACCGCGGCUCCCAGACUGGGACAGAGGCUCAGGAUGGGGGCAGAGACACUCAGGGCAGGGGUCAGGGUCUUGAUGGAGGGGGUUGGACGUCCUUCUCUCCGUCCCACCGCGGCACUCUGUCGUUCACAGAGCCCACCUCUCGUAUUCUGACCCACCACAGCAUGCAGCUGGGCGAGAGCUCAGGCUUCCUGUUAGAGCCCUCUGGGGCCCAUAGCCGAACAGUAGCACCUCUCCCCUCCCAGUACAUCACAGUCUCUUCUCAUCUCAGCCCUCAGGGGCCCAUUGGGGUGGAGGAGGGUGCCGAUGGGACCCCUAUGGACACAGACGAUGCGUUUGAGGGUGUGGGACUUGUCGAUGAUCUAGAUCUACACUUGCCCUCUGCUUCCUCCUCCUCUUCUUCAACCCUGUCCCCUGUUGUCUCCCCUCUUGACAACAACUUCAGCGCCAGUUACCAUGGAGACCCCUACAGUCGAUAGAUGGUUAUGUGCUUUCCAUACCCAUCUGAUCUCUACCUAGAAGACUCUCCUCCGUCUAGCCUUAUUACAUUGACUACUGGUUUUUCUGGAGUCUUUCGAAUCCCGACAUUGAAAUUAGGCACUUAAAACUUCAUCCCACUCCUCCAUUGCCUGUUCAGUUGUCUAUCCAAUAGUAGGCAGGAUGAGACCUACCUUCAACCUAGGAUUAGGCUCGGUCUCUUUCUUGGAUGUGGUGUUCCUUUGCGUUCCCUGACCACUUUCAUACUUUUUUGUCAUUGCCUAAUUGAGAGCAAGAAUCCAAAGCUACAGUUUGACCAUUCCAUUGGAGAGAGGUGGACCUGAAUGAUUCUUUUACAAUCAGGGUUCAGAUCGGUGGUUGUCGAAAGCCACCUGGGACCAAAUUCCAUGAUCAAAUUGCAACGUUCUUGAAAACGUGUUAGGACUCUGCCCCUUGCUCACUAUUAGCAAGAUGCUGGUAUAGUAGAAGCACAUUUUAUUAACCAAUCACAUUGGUACAAUUUGAUUGUGAAACUGGAUGAUUCUGUCUAUAAGUUACAUUUAUUGUGUGUGUGAGAGAGGAUGUUCUAUGUCACCCGUGGUAGUUACAAAACGUUUCAUUCUAGUCGUCAUGGUGGAUUAGUCGUUUGCAAAGAUGUAGUUGACCCAAGAUAACUAUGAAUCUCUUGUACUACAUAGGAGAGCAGCACAACAUGCUAUUCCAAAUAUGAGCGAUGUUCGUUAUUAUCGCCGUGCGCUGUUCAUGACCAAAUUAUUCCAGACUUAUUUUUUUAUUUAUGAUAUCAUAAUCACCUUCUCAUUUAGACUUCUUUUGAAGACAUUGAUACUGCCUGACUGAUAAACUGCCCGUUUUUGAUUUGGAAAGUUCAAAUAGGGUACGCACAAUGCCGUCAGGAGAACACCUAAUCGUUUUUUUUUAAUUACCCCUUUUUCUCCCCAAUUUCGUGGUAUCCAAUUGUUUUUAGUAGCUACUAUCUUGUCUCAUCGCUACAACUCCCGUACGGGCUCGGGAGAUUUGAAGGUGAAAGUCAUGCGUCCUCCGAUACACAACCCAACCAAGCCGCACUGCUUCUUAGCACAGCGCGCAUCCAACCCGGAAGCCAGCCCCACCAAUGUGUCGGAGGAAACACCGUGCACCUGGCAACCUUGGUUAGCGCGCACUGCGCCCGGGCCAGCCACAGGAGUCGCUGGUGUGCGAUGAGACAAGGACAUCCCUACCGGCCAAGCCCUCCCUAACCCGGACGACGGUCGCCCCACGGACCUCCCGGUCGCGGCCGGUUACGACAGAGCCUGGGCGCGAACCCAGAGUCUCUGAUGGCACAGCUGGCGCUGCAGUACAGCGCCUUCAACCACUGCGCCACCCGGGAGGCUCCCUAAUCGUUUUUUUUAUUUAAAUUUUUUUCUCACAUUUUCAAACAGUACAUUUAUAUUUUCCAACGGGGCUAUACAUUUAGGUGAGUUUUUUUUCUCUCACUUGAGUAGCCUCGUUUCACUGCAAAAAUACAAUUAAACCAUCUAGUGUUGAGCGAAAUGACAACACAAUGUCAAAUGCAGGUAGCCUAGUCAAAUACUUAACAUCCAAUCACAUUAAACGUUACUCUCUCGCGGGAAACCUUCACUCUCUUGCGCAUAGAUUUAGAAACCAAACAUGACCAUUUGAAAAAUAAGACACGGGAGUUUUUCGAGCGAGAAUCAAGAUGACGUUCAAGUAGUAAGACAUGUAUAAAAGCAACAGGUACAUUAAUAAGAAGGGUCUAGAAGCGUCUUAUAUUGUGAGCUACCGAGUGGCUAGGACAGGCAAGUCCCAUACUAUUGUGGAGGACUUAAUUCUUCCUGCUGCCGCAGAUAUGGGUGGGACAAUGCUGGGGGGAAAGGCCCCAAAAAACUAUACUGACAAUGACUUCAUCAAACAUUCACUGUUUCACAACGCAUCAGUGACAUGGCAUUGUUUUGAAGCAAUUACUGCUUCGCAUACAAGCCAGUGAAUUAUAUGCGUUACAACUGGAUGAGUCAACAGAAAUGGCGGGCCUGGCACAGCUCCUGGUAUAUGUCCGUUACGUUUAUGGGGGUCAAUUAAGGAAGACAUCCUCUUCUGGAAACCAGGACAACACGAGAGGAUAUGUUUAAAGUACUGGGCAGCUUUGUGACAUCAAAUGGACUUUGAUGGUCAAGAUGUGUUGGUAUCUGUACUCAUGUAGCAAAAGCCAUGACAGGUAGACAUAGUGGAGUGGUAACGCGCGUGCAAGCAGUUGCUCCCGACGCCACUUGGGUACACUGCAGCAUCCACCGGUAGUCUCUUGCUGCCAAGGGAAUGCCUGACUGUUUUGAAAGACGUUUUGGACACCACAGUGAAAAUGGUUAACUUUGUUAAAGCAAGGCCCCUGAACUCUCGUCUAUUUUCUGCAUUAUGCAAUGAUAUGGGCAGCGACCAUGUCAACAUACAGAGGUGAGCUGGUUAUCAAGGGGCAACGUAUUGACACUUUUUUUUAAAUUCAGAGACGAGCUUACAUUUUUCUUUACUGACCAUAAUUUUCACUAGUCUGAACGUUUGCAUGAUGACGAGUUUCUCACACGACUGGCCUAUCUGAGUGAUGUUUUUUUAUCACCUGAAUGAUCUGAAUCUAGGAUUACAGGGACUCUCCGCAACUAUAUUCAAUGUGCAGGACAAAAUGGAGGCUAUGAUUAAAAAGUUGGCGCUCUUUUCUGUCUGCAUUAACAAGGACAAUACACAAGUCUUUCCAUCAUUGUAUGAUUUUUUGUGUGCAAAUGAACUCAAGCUUACGGACAAUGUCAAAUGUGAUAUAGCGAAGCACCUAUGUGAGCUGGGUGCGCAAUUACGCAGGUACUUUCCCGAAACAGACGAUACAAACAACUGGAUUCGUUAUCCCUUUCAUGCCCUGCCUUCAGUCCACUUACCGAUAUCUGAACAAGAGAGCCUCAUCGAAAUUGCAACAAGUGGUUCUGUGAAAAUAUCAAUUUAAUCAGAAGUCACUGCCAGAUUUUGAAUAGGGCUGUGCUCAGAGUUUCUUGCCUUGGCAAAUCGCGCUGUUAAGACACUGGUGCCCUUUGCAAACACGUACCUAUGUGAGAGUGGAUUCUCGGCCCUCACUAGCAUGAAAACUAAAUACAGGCACAGACUGUGUGUGGAAAAUGAUUUAAGAUUGAGACUCUCUCAAUACAAUCCAACAUUGCAGAGUUAUGGGCAUCCUUUCAAGCACACCCUUCUCAUUAACCUGUGGAGAGUUCUUCACAUUUUUUGAUGAACAAAUAAGGUUUUAUAUGUAAGAUGGCUAAAUAAAGAGCAACAUUUUUGAUUAUUAUUUGUGCCCUGGUCCUAAUAAGAGCUUUUUGUCACUUCCCACGAGCCGGGUUGUGACACAAACUCACACUCAUUCUUAUGUUUAAUAAAUGUAGUGUGUGUGGCAGGCAGGCAUACAAUGAUUGCAAAACACAACGUAUGAGAGUGCGCUGACCCUGGUGCUAGAGGGGCUACGCAGCUGGAGGUUGAAUGUUUGAAGGGGUACGGGACUAUAAAAAAGUUUGGGAACCACUGGUCUAGCAUAUCUCAACCAUAUCGUUGAUGGUAAAUAUUGCCGAUAUUCGAGAUUUGUCGUAUAUUAAGCCAAGCCGAGUAGCAUUACAAGAUGUUGCUACCAGGGAGUUGCCAGAUAAUACCAUUACCCUUUCCUCCCCAGUGUAAUGCCUGUAUCAGGUGUUCAGUAUGCAGUUGGAUGUGUGUGCAACAAUGGUUCAUCUGUUCCAUAAAGGAAAACUAACAUUCAUCACGAUUACUUAUGUAUUUAAAAGGUUGAUUUAAUAAUAACAGGGUUUAGUACACAUGUGCUACCGGCAUUUAGAUCAUCAGCCCUAGAUCCGCAGCCUCAUAACUUCCCAAACUUGUCUUGAAAACACCCACAUGCUGUGCCAAGUAUUUGAAGUGAAGCAUUUUGACAAUGGUGUAACUCUUCUACGCUGUCAAACUGUGACCCCAUGACUUGUGGCGGUUGUCUUUUAUACAGUAGGAUUCCUUCUCUAGAUCCACUGUGGUAUGUUGAGCCCAGUCAUCUAAGGCUAACUGGAAUUUGAAAAAAGGAGAUAAUACAUAAUGUGUUGUACAUCCAGAAGGCUCUCUUUAAAAUGGCCAGUUUGCCUCCCACUAGCUGCCCCGGGUGCCUUGAGGGUUGUUGUUGUUGUUGUUGUGACAGAGAGGCAGUUGGAGGUGCACAGGGGUGACGAUGCGUAUAGCAUUCCGAGUCACCACAGGGGCAAAGCUCUCUAGGUUGAAUGGACUUUGUCCUUCAAACAGCUUUGUCAGGUCUUAGUCCUUUUUAAAAUUGGUUUGCCAAUCAGCAGUAAUCUGCAUUUUAAAAAAUGUACAUUUUAUUUAUUGUUUUUCCUAGCAAGGUGGUGGGUUUUGACAGUGAAAUAAACUGUGUUGAAUUAAUGAAUUUGGAACAGCUUACUGCAGCUCCAUGGUGAGUGGGUUACUUUUUUGAUCUUUCGAUGUGAAAAGUAAUUGCAUUACGAACAGGUUUUUGUCUCUCAGCCACUGUUGGUCCAGCAAACUGGCAGUGCUUAUCGCUCUCUCAAAAGUAUAUUGUGAUUGUAUCUGUUGAGUUUAUUUAUGUUUUAAAGAUAAUGGUUCUCGAGGAAGAUAUGCCAAUUUAAGCCAUAGAAGUAAGGUUGAUCAUAUUUGUUCAUAUAAACUCACCAGUUGCAAUAGUCAUGUGAUCCUUGCCGCAGCAACUGUCCGUCACUGUUGUUCAGAUCACUUCUAGGAGAUCAAUGCACCAUUUGUCGGUUCAUAUGCUGAUCUUACUACAAACAUCUUCAGAAUUUUUCAUUGUCAAAAAAUAUAAAUAUAUUUUCUUGUUCAUUGUUUAUCCUAUUGUGAAAUUGUUAUAUCUUCCCAGUGUUUUCCUAUACUGUAUUGACUGACCAUUCACUUCUACAAUGCCAAUCUUCAUUUUAAUUUGUCCUCAAUUAAGGGGUCCCAUUAUGGCUUGUAAUGACUCCUGUAAGGUUAUGGUAAAUACUAGAUUACCCCUCAUUGCGUCAGAGUCUGAGUGAAAUUAGAUUUGGACAAAUAUCUGCUUGUUGUUUGAGCCUGAAUGUGUUUAAUGUUAGCGUUUGAUCUAUGAGACACAAUAUCCUUCUGAAUUUCUACAAAAAAAUAAUCAGUUUACAACCACUUCUAACUGUAGACCCUUGGAAAGAGCAGAAGGCCCGAGGCUUAUUUACGGCACUUGGACUUGGGAUAUCGGAGUGAUCUGGGUAGGAGUAGAAGGGGUGGAAUGGGAUACAGUGUUCGCAACAGACAAACCAAGAGACCCAUCAGGCAUCAGAAUGGUUCAGACUAACCCAGAUCUGUCAGACUCUCUGCUCCUGAAAAGAUCCCCCUCCCCUUUGGAAACUGGAGCAGACAGCUGACACAGUUUUUUCUUUUGUUUCCCCUUUGAUUUCUUUUUGAGCACUCUCAUUUCAUGUUUUUGUUGUUUUUGGUUUUUGAACUUGUGGAAUUGACUGUUUUCUGUUGUAUUUGAAGAGGAUAUGAUUGACUGCAUUCUAGUGUCCUGUUGGUCAGGAGGAUAAUGGAAAGGAUGGGUUUUUAAACAGAAGGCAGGGGCUUAGUGGCUUCGUGGUGACUGUUGGGUGAGAUGAAGAGAAAUUGAGCAGUAGAGCUGAAUGCUGAUCCCUGUGGGUUCCAGUCCUGCUGGGUUUUAAUGUGGGAGAAAAACAGUGAGCGAAACGGCAGCAUUGGAUUUGGCCACCUUGAUCCUCAUACAGCAUUGUGUUAGAUAAGCUCAUCGGUUUCAGCUUUCACCUUCUAUCUGUGCUUUUUAUUACUCUGUUCACCAACAUACAAUAAUCAGCAGCUUGUGUAUCAAUUCAAUCAAGACCACAGUUAAAUAGUGUAACUACAGUUUAUACAGUAGAAAUCUCCACAUACAGUUCUCCAGUUUUUCUACCGAUCACUUUCCACAGCCAAGGACGUUUUGAGACUUCCAGGGUUUUUAUUUUCUGUGCAAUUUAAGGGCAAUAUGUAAUCACAUGACAUACUCAACAGAUUUAGUUAUACUGCUUUACACUGACUACACAACAAUAAUCAAACAGCACAACUGUUCACAGAUCAUCUCAAAAUCAUUGUAAAGACAUUAACACUGCAAUAUUUUCGUACAGGUGAUAAUCACAUGUUUGUGCUUCAGAAUAAAAAUGUCUGUGACCUUCUGGAUAUGAUUGAAAUUCGGAUCAAAUCUGUUUAUUUUAUUUUUUAUAUAUAUUUGUAAGUCAGAAAUGUGUUUUAUAAAAUGAGUUUCCUAAACAAUUACUUUAUGGAAAAUCCUAAAGGUCACGAGUGUAUUUGUUCUGUUGUCACUGACCCACCAUAGUGUCUUUUUCUCACAUGUAUCAGUGUGUGAUCUGCUGAGUGUACGUGAACUCAACAAGGAAGUGUCUUCAGUGGACCUGCUUUUGUUGUUGUAGGAGAUUGUGAUUUGAAGGGUUUUCUAUCUACUUUAAAGGGUCAAAUGCAGUAUAUUACAGUAGUCGAUGUGCAACUAAGUGCUGUGAGAACACCAAAGAAAAUAUAUGUUGACCAUAAACAAAUAAAAAUACAAAUGUAAAACCUGAAACAA
Molecule: messenger RNA, 11334 nt
Organism: Oncorhynchus nerka (sockeye salmon)
Lineage: Eukaryota; Metazoa; Chordata; Actinopteri; Salmoniformes; Salmonidae
Product: activating molecule in BECN1-regulated autophagy protein 1A-like
Exons: 19
Coding region: 422-4681 (1419 amino acids)
Biological process (GO): autophagy
Cellular component (GO): intracellular membrane-bounded organelle
Molecular function (GO): protein binding
Source: RefSeq, a predicted model, not a curated record